AUAGUGUUACCGAUUGUUACGCAGCUCUAGGCGCGUUGUUGCCGGCUUGUUAUUGCGAUUUCUUGCGAAUUUUAAAUUAAAGUAAAGAUAGUAAAGAUAUUGAUGAAAGCGUUGCAAUGUCCCACCUCUCAACGAUCAAUGCCUGCAAGCUACUGCUGUUCCGACGAUGUCUGCAGGCCGUACUGCUGACCGUGGGCAUCCAGUUCCUGCUGCUGACCAUCUUCCUGCUUCUCGUUAACUUUGAAUUGCUGCGGCCGCUCCACUGGAUCGCUAGCACGCUGAGUCUGGUGUGCAGUUUCUACACCUGGUUCGCCAGCAUACCACUCGUCGGAGCUGUUGUCCUAUAUGGCGUGAUUCUGUGCCAGCAACACCUGGCCGAGAGACCGUAUUGUCCCAGCCGGUUCCGCUGGCUGGUGCGCUAUGGACCCCGCAAGCUACUCUUCCUGGCCGCACAUCUGCUCGUUGGCUACCUUACGGCGUGGCUGUACACGGGUUACAUGCACACGGGCUAUCGGCAUCUGUGGUACAAGUGCUAUGGCCAGGAGUGCAUAAGCGCCUACCACGUGUACCUGCUGGGCAUGGGCAUCUUCGCGGGCUGCUACAACUUCGUCUCUGUGCACAUGCGUCAGGAGGUUGAAAUCGAGUUUCCCAUAGUGAAUCAUUUUUGGGGCGAGAAGUCGCGCGAGUUGCUCUACAGCAGUCUGGCCCGAUCUUUGAUCAAGUCCCUCGUGCCCACGCUGGCGUACACCCUGCUAUUUUGGCUGUUCGGUCGUGUGGUGUGCCACAGGCUGAGCCACGUCUUUGCCGUGGACUUGGAUGAGCGUCUGGAGGGCUUCUUUGGCGUGGCCACCAAUGUCCGGCUGCUCUUCUACGGCUGGCUACUCUCUGCCCAAAUUCUUAGCAAUAUGCAUCUCAUGCGCUGCUUUUACAGCAUGUUUCUGUCCGAGGAGUUUCCCCUGGCAGUGACCAAAAAUCGGGCUGCGUUCGUCCAGGAGAAGGAGGUGACCGUGGUGGCCGCCCUGGGCUUGUCCAACGUAUACGUGGUCCAGUGCCUGGCUGCCAAAUAUCUGUACAAUCUGGUCACAACCGGCGACUCGGCGGAACGAUCGGAACUGUUCCAGCUAACCGAGCCGGGUAAUCGUCCGGCCAAUUGGCGUUCCCUCUGCGACCAAUGCCUCAGCCUGAUCGGAAGCUUCACCGACGAACUAAUCGACUCCAUGCAGAAGAUAAGUGUGCUCAAAGGUUCGCCAAGUAGUCCUCCGAUAGCGCCGAUCAGCGAGAGCGCCAGUGCCAGUCUAAUGGCUGAAAGGGUGCUCACACGCCAAUACAACCAGAUGCACGGCAUUCGUCCCAUGGUCUCGCCGGGGCGCAAUACUCUCAUAGAUCGACCCGUGGACAGCAUACGACGCGUUCCCAAUUGGUGUGAACGCGCCUCCAUGCAGAUGGAACAGUCUCUCCAGCUACUGAUCAACCGUAUUCCCGGCAUUGUCUAUCUGUUCACCGAGCCCGAGGGGGCCAAGACCACGUUCUUGUUGACCAAUUCGCUGGCUUUGGUGUACGUAAUCCAGGCUCUGUCCCAGAUAUGCGUGCUCUCGCUCAAGGAGGAUCGCUUUGGUGUGGUGCAGACCGACCUGUCGGACAUCAUAAAGUCGAUGAGUCGCCUCAAGGGCGAGCUGGACAAGUUGAGCAGCGUGGCGAGCAACCUGCGGGGUCCGGGCUCCAGCUUCAGCGUGCUGCGCGGUGCUGUGCGUCGCAGUCUCUUUCACAUUUGCAUCUCCUUCGGCGACUACAUCAACGAGCUGAUACCCUCUGGAGAGGAGAGGCGUCAGCUCCAGACACUGAUCAAUCAGGAGUAGCCCUGUACUCCUGCUACUCAUCCCUCCCCACCCACUCGCAAUGAUUCACACACAUUUUGUCAACUGUUUUGCAUCUCUCUUUAGUUUUGCUUGGUAACAAUAAAAAUUAAUAAAUACAACUACA
Messenger RNA from Drosophila obscura, 1980 nucleotides. RefSeq names its product nucleoporin Ndc1 (gene Ndc1). The transcript has 2 exons. Gene Ontology annotation, cellular component: nuclear pore transmembrane ring. The record is from RefSeq and is a predicted model, not a curated record. NCBI's taxonomy places the organism in Eukaryota, Metazoa, Arthropoda, Insecta, Diptera, Drosophilidae. Gene Ontology annotation, molecular function: protein-macromolecule adaptor activity. Bases 117 to 1856 code for a protein of 579 amino acids. Gene Ontology annotation, biological process: nuclear pore organization.